AAGGCGGGACUCCAGAGCCCCGCCUCCAGCCUUCCCCUGCCGCCUGCUCCCUGCCUACUCCUAGUGGGUCAGCAGGAGCCGGGGUGUGCACACUGCAGAUGAGUUGAGGAAAAGGAGGCUGGGGGAGGGAUCAAGCCAGCAGGGCCUCAGGAGCCCGGCUGUGUCUCCUGCCCCGACGCGCAUCCCAGCCCGGUGCUGCCACUCUGAGCCGCCCCAGCUGUUGUUUGUGGUCUUAUCAGGCUUCACCUUCUUCUGUGGGAGAGCCCGGAUCAGCACACGUUUAUGAAAAACCCACUGUGGACCACAAACAGGCCCUGUGCUGUCCACCGGGAAUUCAGAGAUAAAUUGAGGAACAGAGUCAAAGGAGAGACAACUUGAAAACAGGUCCAAAAAUGUCUUUCCUCCAGGAUCCCAGUUUCUUCAGCAUGGGAAUGUGGUCCAUCGGUGCGGGGGCCGUAGGAGUCGCUGCCUUGGCACUGCUCCUGGCCAAUACAGACAUGUUUCUGGCAACGCCCCAGAAAGCAGCUUUGGAGUAUCUGGAGGACAUAGACCUGAAAACAAUGGAGAAGGAUGCAGUAACUUUUAAAGCGAAGGCGCUCUGGGAGAAGAAUGGAGCUGUGAUUAUGGCUGUGCGGAGGCCAGGCUGCUUCCUCUGUCGGGAGGAGGCUGCAGAUUUGUCCUCCCUGAAGCCCAGGUUGGACGAGCUGGGUGUCCCCCUCUAUGCAGUGGUAAAGGAGCACAUCAAGAAUGAAGUUAAGGACUUCCAGCCUUAUUUCAAAGGAGAAAUCUUCCUGGAUGAAAAGAAAAAGUUCUAUGGCCCACAAGAACGGAAGAUGGUGUUCAUGGGAUUUGUCCGUCUGGGCGUCUGGCAAAACUUCUUCCGGGCCUGGAAAGGAGGCUUUUCUGGAAACCUGGAUGGCGAGGGCUUCAUCCUUGGGGGAGUCUUUGUGAUGGGACCAGGAAAGCAGGGCAUCCUUCUUGAGCACCGAGAAAAAGAAUUUGGAGACAAAGUAAACCUGACUUCUGUUCUGGAAGCUGCUAGGAAGAUCAGACCACAGACUUCGGCCUCAGAGAAACAAUGACUGUGAAACUGCCCAGCUCAGGGAUGACUAGGGCUCUUGCCUGUGCUUGCAGGAUGCGUCGUGGUUCCCCUGCUGUCCCUAAGGAGUUAUAAACCCAUUUUUUUCCAUAUUCUCAGUAUAGACCAUUAACAUAUUUUAGUAUUGUACUCUGUGUAGGUCUCAUAAGGCAAAAUAAGGUCUAAUGAGCCCCCAAACAAGACUGAUAAAAAUCUAAGAAGCUAAUAAGGCUUAUUUCAGCUAAAACCUGGAAAAUCUGAGGCUUAAAGUUGACUGUUACACCUCAUCACAAAUGUACAUGGUGUUUGAGUGCUAUUAUUUGAAAUGACUUUUAUCUUCAUGUCUUUAAAAAUCUUAGAAAAGUUGGUGAUUGACUUGAUUAAAGAUGCAAGGUUUUUGGCUCAUGUUUUCACAGUAAUAGUGAAUGAUUUAUUUUAUAAUGUUAAAGUAAUACAUAAAUGAAUUGAUGUGCUUUGGAUGACUUGAUAAAGGUAAAUAAUAAAGUGAAAUCUAUUUUCUCAUUGUCUUCCACUCUAAUCUUGGAAAUUUGAUUUUCUAGAAGGAACGAUCUUCUAGAAAGCAUGGUUCUGGUUCUAAUAAAAUUAAGCAUCAAAAAUUGUCCAUAUAUACACAUUUCUGAUAAAACUAACAAUAAAAAUAUUUACCACA
Molecule: messenger RNA, 1748 nt
Organism: Capra hircus (goat)
Lineage: Eukaryota; Metazoa; Chordata; Mammalia; Artiodactyla; Bovidae
Gene: PRXL2A
Product: family with sequence similarity 213 member A
Exons: 8
Coding region: 393-1082 (229 amino acids)
Source: RefSeq, a predicted model, not a curated record